AUGGAGUUUUGCCACUACAAAUGGGAAAAGAGGGAGAGUGGAGAAGAUGACGGCAACUGCUCAACAGAAAAGCUUCAACAUAACCCAAGGCUCUUCUCUCUCUCCCAGUGGCAACUCAUCCUUGCUCUCGCAAUCCGCAUUUUCGCCUUUGGGUUCUUUCCUUUUGGCGAUGGUUAUUCAAUAAGCAUAUGGUUUGAAGGAACUCCACAGAAAACUGUCGUCUGGACAGCCAACCGGAAUGACCCUCCACUCUCCCGCAAUGCCAACAUUGUUUUCACUAGCGAUGGAAGGCUCGUCUUGCAGGAGUUGGGAAACCAAGAAAAAUCCCUUGCCAACGCCACACAGCCUGCUGCGGUGGCUUCUCUGCUCGACUCUGGCAACUUUGUCCUCUAUGAUUCGAAUUCAACAAUUAUAUGGCAAAGUUUUGAUUACCCAACGGACACCCUUUUGCCUAACCAACUCCUACGAGUUAGGAGACAGCUGGUUUCUAGCAGCUCUGAAAACAAUCACUCGACGGGAAUCUUCCGGAUCAAGAUGCAGAAUGAUGGGAACAUUGUGCUGUAUCAGUAUGCAGUAGGUAUUCCUGAUACUCCAGAUUAUGCUUAUUGGUCGGCAGUUACAAAUUUUGUUGGGAAUAAUGCAACGCUGACGCUGGAUAAAAAUGGGCGCCUAUACAUGCUCAAUAGUACUGGUGUCGUUGUAAAGAACAUUACCAACGAAGUGAUUCCCUCUGAUGGGAAGAUGUACCGUGCCACAAUUGAUAACGAUGGGAUAUUCCGCUUAUAUUCCCACGACUUGGGUGAGAGUGGGAAUUGGUCGAUCGAAUGGUAUGUGCCAGGAGAUGUAUGUGGUCCUAGAGGCAUAUGUGGAAUUAAUGGGUUUUGUGACAUCCAAAAUCAACAAGCUUUUUGCACUUGUCCUCCAGGGUUUGUUUUCAUCAACCAGGAGCAAAUGAAUUUGGGUUGCAGUAGAAACUUCACUGUGGAAACUUGUUCAUCCAAGAAUGAACAUACCAAGUACGCUAUUCAAGAAUUCCAAAAUGCUAUAUUGGAAGAUACCGCAUACGCCCUUUUGUUCUCUGUCACUAAAGAAGAAUGCAAUCAGGCAUGUUUAGAAGACUGCAACUGCGAAGCUGCUUUCUAUCAAAACAGAGAAUGCAGAAAACAAAAGUUUCCGUUGACAUUUUGGAGAAGAACUGUACAAGGAGAUGGCUAUUCAAACGCAACAUUUGUCAAAUUUGGCAUCGGUAUCGACGGUAUGGUUCCUAAAGAUAUAGAAAGCAAGAAAGUAUUGCGAAUGGAUAUCUUAAUCAUUGGCGUUGCAUGUCUAGCUUUCGCAUCGAUCCUCCUUGCAGUUUUCGCUAUUCUUAUAUUCAGAUAUAGAAUUUGGACGUACAAAAGGCUCUCUCGUGAAGCAGCAACUGAUCAAGGAAUACUGAUGGAGGAUGUCUCUUUGCGAGCAUUUACUUAUAGUGAACUCGAAGUUGCAACAAAUGGCUUCGCUGAACAAUUGGGUAGAGGCUCUUUUGGGACUGUCUUUAAGGGAACCUUAUCAAACGGGCAGAGGACCAUUGCCGUCAAGAGACUGGAGAAAGUGGUGGUCGAAGGAGAAGGAGAAGAAGAAUUCAGAAAUGAGAUGAGGUCCAUUGGACGAACCCACCAUAAAAAUCUCGUCCGGUUGCUCGGUUAUUGCCACGACAGUUCCAAUCGGCUUUUGGUGUACGAGUACAUGAGCAACGGAACACUCGCCAACUACCUCUUCAAAUCCCAAGUAAAGCCGAAUUGGGAGGUAAGAAUCAAAAUCGCUUUGAAUAUAGCUAGAGGGAUCCUAUAUUUACACGAAGAAUGUGAGACCCAAAUCAUCCACUGUGACAUAAAUCCCAACAAUAUACUAAUGGAUGCAAAUGGGUGUGCCAAAAUUUCGGAUUUUGGAUUGGCAAAGCUAUUGAUGCCAGACCAUUCUAAGACGCUUACUGGGAUAAGAGGAACAAGAGGGUAUGUUGCCCCGGAAUGGCUCAAGAAUUUGCCCAUCACUGUGAAAGCAGAUGUUUAUAGCUUCGGCAUUGUAUUCUUCGUAAAUAUAUGUUGUCGGAGGAACAUUGAUAUUAAUGCCCCUCAGGAUGAAGUUAUUCUUGUAGAUUGGGUGUAUGACUGUUUCAAGUCCAAUCAAGUACAUAGGCUGGUUCCUGAAGAAGUUGAUGCAGAAAGCUUGGAAAGGAUGGUGAAGAUCGGGCUUUGGUGCAUUGAAGAUGACCCAGCAGCCCGUCCGUCAAUGAAGAAGGUGAUUCAGAUGUUGGAAGGCACUGUAGAAAUACCCAUUCCACCGUGCGCUCGUUCUGCAGUUGAGAAUUAGUUCUUCCA
Corylus avellana is the source of this 2360-nucleotide messenger RNA. The record is from RefSeq and is a predicted model, not a curated record. NCBI's taxonomy places the organism in Eukaryota, Viridiplantae, Streptophyta, Magnoliopsida, Fagales, Betulaceae.